CGUCUGGGGCUCGGCCCGUGAGAGGGAAGCAGGCUUUAGGGAGUCGUCCCGCGAGUGGUGAGGUCCACUAACAAGUUCAGCACCUGGUCUGGCUGCUCCCAGCCGCAAAGAUGCUCCUGGGAUUUCGGAGAGGCCGCAAGAGCCAGUUUAAACACAUUGUCCAUGGCCUCCUCUCUGCGGCCAGCAUCGCACCGAAACCAGCUGUGCCCCGCACGCCUCCUCCCCGCAGCCCCAACCCCUCUCCAGAGAGACCAAGAUCAGCUCUGGCUGCAGCCAUUCUGGCAACAACAUUGACUGGGCGGACCGUCGCUAUUCCUCAGCCUCGCCGCAGAUCGCGCUCUGAGAGUGACAUGAGCUGCGUGGAAAAGGACAGCGUCAUCGAGCCCUAUGCCACCACGUCAGAGCUGAGGCUUCGACCAGAUUGGCAGAGUGAGAUGGAAAGAAGAACUUCUUUACCAUCCUUUCAGACACUGGGCUAUGGGGAAGAAGAGGACGAUGAAACGUCCUUGUCAUCCAGCUACAAGGUGGAGGGGGAUACCUGUCCUCGGAAAGAAGAGGGAGGUCACCGUGACGCCGUGUAUGCCGUGCCACACCGAAAUCAGUUUCCAUUGUCACAUGGGGUGGACAGUGAAGAAGAAGAAAAUAUUUCUGAGCAAGAUGGGCUUCUAGGCUCACCUCUGAUACUACAGCGUACACGAGAAAAAGAUGGUAAGCAUUCUGUUCUGAAUCUAAAGGAUGAAAAACCACCAUUAUGUGAAAAGCCUCCACCAUCCCCAGAUAUAACAGGUAGAACACGUCAAAGAUGUCUUGAAAUAACCAAAGAAAAGUUUAAGGAAUUAAAAGAAGAAAAUUUGCAGCUAAACAAUACAAAUCAAACCCUUACCCUUGAGCUUAAUGUAAUAAAACAAACAAUGAGAGGACUACAGCUAAAACUUAAGAGAAUGGAAAAAGAAAAUGGAAAGCUGAAAGAGGCUGAGAAAACAUCCUCUCAGGAAGUAGUUGCUGCGCCUGAAUUACUUUAUCUAAGAAAACAAGCUCAAGAACUGGUGGAUGAAAAUGAUGGGUUGAAGAUGACUGUCCAUCGUUUGAAUGUAGAGCUGAGUCGGUAUCAAACAAAAUUUAGGCAUUUGUCCAAAGAAGAGAGUUUAAACACUGAAGGUCUCCCAUUAAAAGGCCCUAUACCACCCUGGUUGUUGAAUAUAAAGUACCUGUCACCGUUGUUGCUGGCUUAUGAAGACAGGAUGAAAGAGAAGGACGACCUCAAUGCCACCCUCGAGGAAGAAAUGAGAAUGUUUAAGAUACGAGUCCAAGAAGUGGUGAAAGAAAAUGAAGACUUGCACCAAGAAUUAAACAAGAGUAGUCCUGUUUCCAGCAAAGAAUGGCGUCAGCUUCAGACCCAAGCAGAACUGGUUUUAGAGGAAAACAAGUUGUUGAUAGAGCAGUUGGAGAUUCAGCAAACCAAAGCCAAGGACACCCACCAGGAGCAUCUCCAGGAAGUUUCUAAACUGACUAAACAACUAAUGCUUCUGGAAAGUAAAACACAGAGCCAAGAAAAAGAGCUAGCUGAAAACAAGGAGCAAUUGGAAAGUCUCCAUGCCAAAUGUCAAGAACUAAAAACACACUUGGAUGGCAAAAUUGCAAUGGAAGUUCAUGCUUCGAUUGUGAAUGAAUUAAAAAGCCAGUUGCAGAAGGAAAAAGAAAAAGGAAAUGCUGAGAUGGAAGAGCUGAUGGAAAAGUUGACAGUCCUGCAAGUACAGAAAAAGAGCCUGCUUUUAGAGAAGAACAAUUUGACAGUUAAAAGCAAAGCACUGGAAGCCGAACUUGAAAUGGCACAGAAACGAAACAGGAGAGCUCAGAAGAAAAUAGAUGUCCUCAAAAAGCAGGUGGAAAAAGCCAUGGAGAACGAAAUGUCUGCGCACCAGUACUUGGCAAAUCUUGUUGGGCUGGCAGAGAAUAUUACUCAGGAACGUGACAAUCUUGUGUGUUUGGCUAAAUGUUUAGAAACUGAGAAUCAUGGAGUUCUCAACAAAAUAUUAGAAGGCAAUAUUCGCUUGGGAAAGUUAGAGGAAAAAGUCAAGGGGUACAAAAAGCAGGCGGCGCUGAAGCUGGGGGACAUCAGUCACCGUCUGACAGAGCAGCAGGAGGACUUUGCUGGUAAGACAGCUCAGUACCAGCGGGAGAUGAGGCACCUCCAUCGCAUGCUGCAGGACAAGCAGGAGAUCCUGGAGGAAGCCCUACAGCAGAAAAGGGAAAUGGAAGGUGAGCUUGAAGUGGUGUGGGAGUCUACCUCCAAGGAAAACCGAAGAAUUCGAGAACUUCUCCAGGCCACGCUGGAGAGGACAGGCACACGGAACAACACUGGCGCUUCUGAGGACGCCUGCCCCAACGGCGUCCCUCAGGGGGACUUGCUGGACGGCUACAAUUUCAGCUCCUGGGGCGGAAAGCGUCCUCCAGACGCCCACCGGAGUCUGCGGGAGCCCCUGGGCUAGGGCCCCAUAGGCCUGGAAGGCCUCACACCGGGAAGCCAAGGGCAGCCCACCCCCCGGAGGAGGGCAACCCUGUGGAAACGGGAAGUGUGACGGCCUUCUUCACGCAGCAGUGGGCUUUGGGGCCCUGGAAGAAAGAAACUGUUUCAGAAACGCGGAUCGGCUUUUUAAAAUUUUGCUUUCUUUUAAUAAUGUGCUGAUGAAAUCUCUCUUAGCCAGGCCCAUCCUCUGGUUGCACUGGCCAUGGAAACCAGGCCUGUGAGACCUACUUCUCAGGUCAGCAGGUGGCCCGAGAAGCAGUCCUGUCUCUAGGCUCCUCAUCCACCCAGGGGAGCAGAUGGGCGGGGCCGCUUAUCUUGGGUUUCCUGAAUAAGUGUAAUUGGGUGAGGCUCCCAGCGCAGUCAGCACCGAUUGUAUCUGUGCAUUAGCUCUGUGAGGGAUUUUUCUCCUUUGGUAAAAAACAGUAUGCUCGUACACAUGCCCCAGAAAGUUGUUCAAAACCUCCUCUGCCUUCUCCUCCAGCCUUUCUCUGUCCUUCUGAGAAGGUAACUUAUUCUGGGGCCACAUAGCGCCCUCCCCGAGUCCUGGAUUUGAGUGCCAGGCAGGGUCCCUGCCCCACGUGGAGCUGUGCCCACAGAGGAUGCCGGGGAGCUGUGGUUCCUGUGCCUUUGGUAGGUCGUCCCGGUCUCUCUUCUGUGGGACGCCUUCCACCACCACCACCAUCCUGGGAACACCACCUAUCUGGGGCUGCUCCUGCUGGGCACACUGGGAGAACGCUGUGUCUUCAGGCCCCAGAGGACCUGUGGGUCGGAAGGGGCAGAUCCUCUGUUGUUUCUGGUGUGUAUGUCAGCCCCAGCUUUGGCCCUUGGAAGGGUAUAAAAGGCAUCCUGUGAUCUUUGAUUGCUGAGUGGAAAGUUGAAAUAGAAUAUCAGAGUUCUUUUACAUGUUAUUUAGCUUGUUCAACAGUUAAUUUUAGUUUAAUUUCAUUUUACAAGGGGUAGACUCACCAGGAUUUAUGACUGUGUGUCAUCUCCCUAACAGAUAACCUAGGGAAUGACUUUGAUGCCAUUGCAAAGGAAUUUAUACCAGCCGUGCAAUCAUCAGAAGGCAGGCUGAAAGGUGGCAGCCCCCUGGGGAGUCUCACCUCCUGGACCUGUGAUCCAGGCGUGGGGUGUCAGGGGAGACACUGCAGCAGAAUCCAGGGAACCGCUUCUGUCAUCCCUAUUUUUUUUCUGCCUUUUAUGAAAAUAUUUGACUCCUUUUGAGAAGUGAACAUUUUUACACUUAUACUUGAAUUUGUUACACAUUACCCAUGAACUUGGGCAAGCUGUGUCGCCCCUGGCCCUCACCGUGCCCGGGCCGGGGUGGGGGUAUGCAGCACUUGGUCUCUGCCCGGCCUCUGGGUGCUGUAGGAUAUGACAGGUGAGCUCACAGUCCAGGACGCAGAGGAGCUCAGCAGGCAAGGCAGAGAUGGACAGGGCAGCUGAGAGGCACCGAGAACUUACAAGGCUGAGAAGGGACAGAGGCUGCAGGGAGGGACAGGGUUUCAGGAGCUGGAGAAGAGCAGAGAUGGAUGGUGUGAGCAGAGGUGGGGGCCCGGGAGCAGUAGGAGGGGCUGUUUGGCUGGAGGCCGGGAGGGGGUUCUCCUGUUGCACUUCAUCCUGCAGGUUUCUGAUCCCAAGAAAUGGUUCAGUUCCUUCUGGGUCCUGGCUGGGGUUUAUAUGGUGCUGGAACACAGGUCUAUGGCCUGCUUUUAGUCGAGUGGUCAGUGCUUGGGUAUUAUUGUUUUUAAAGCACACAUAGAUAUUAUAUGACUUCUUUUGUAUGUAUAUUUAAUGAAUAAAUUGAAAUUUUCAUAAUAAAAAAGUUGAAAAAAAUAAA
Choloepus didactylus (southern two-toed sloth) is the source of this 4367-nucleotide messenger RNA. RefSeq names its product centrosomal protein 89 (gene CEP89). The transcript has 19 exons. The coding region runs from base 111 to 2489 and encodes 792 amino acids. NCBI's taxonomy places the organism in Eukaryota, Metazoa, Chordata, Mammalia, Pilosa, Megalonychidae. Gene Ontology annotation, cellular component: centriole; ciliary transition fiber. Gene Ontology annotation, biological process: mitochondrion organization; chemical synaptic transmission; cilium assembly. The record is from RefSeq and is a predicted model, not a curated record.